CACACCUGGGCACACCUGGGCCCCCAAAAACCGCUCCAGGUGUACGCACGUCCAUCCAGGUGUGCCCAGGUGUGCCCAGGUGAGCUCAGCUGUAUCUCAGGUGUGUCCAUGUCCAUCCAGGUGUCUCCAGGUGUAUCUCAGGUAUAUCCAGGUGUGUCCAUGUCCAUCCAGGUGUCUCCAGGUGUCUCCAGGUGUCUCCAGGUGUGCCCAGGUGCGCUCAGGGGGGCGGCAGGAGGGGCACGAGGAGCCGCAGCGCCCCCAGCCCCAGCGCGGCCGCCCCCAGGUGUAUCUCAGGUAUAUCCAGGUGUGCCCAUGUCCAUCCAGGUGUAUCUCAGGUGUGUCAAUGUCCAUCCAUGUGUCUCCAGGUGUAUCUCAGGUGUAUCUCAGGUGUGUCCAUGUCCAUCCAGGUGUGCCCAGCUGUAUCUCAGGUAUCUCCAGGUGUAUCCAUUGUCCAUCCAGGUGUAUCCCAGGUGUGCCAAGGUGUGCCCAGGUGUAUCUCAGGUGUGUCCAGGUGUAUCUCAGGUGUGUCCGUUGUCCAUCGAUGUGUGCAUGUCCAUCCAGAUGUAUCUGAGGUGUCUCCAGGUGUGCCCAGGUGUGCCCAGGUGUGCCCAGGUGUGUCCAUUGUCCAUCCAGGUGUGUCCAUUGUCCAUCCAGGUGUGUCCAUUGUCCAUCCAGGUGUGUCCAUUGUCCAUCCAGGUGUGUCUCAGGUAUAUCCAGGUGUGUCCAUGA
Messenger RNA from Pyrgilauda ruficollis (rufous-necked snowfinch), 729 nucleotides. RefSeq lists its product as uncharacterized. Bases 109 to 729 code for a protein of 206 amino acids. The transcript has 5 exons. Lineage: Eukaryota; Metazoa; Chordata; Aves; Passeriformes; Passeridae. The record is from RefSeq and is a predicted model, not a curated record.